Messenger RNA from Amoebophrya sp. A25, 1538 nucleotides. The record is from the annotation of a GenBank genome assembly. NCBI's taxonomy places the organism in Eukaryota, Dinophyceae, Syndiniales, Amoebophryaceae.
GUUCAACAUCUUCUAAGGAGCUUCUUCUUCUUGUAUUGGAGUGUUGGAGAUGUUGUUGACGCUCAACUCGUUCCUACGGGAGAUCCCCGCCAGAGGCUGGAUGCUCGACUUUGAGGAAUUCGACUUGGUCGAGCUCGAGACAGGCGAGGUUUCGGAGACAGGCGAAAGCGACGAGGUGGGGCAGCAAGUCCGUAGCGACAUGCCGAAGAACGACUGUCAAGAACAGACAGGUACGAGUAGACCUCUGCUGUCUCCAAAGCGGUGGACGACGCAGGAGCGAGAAUCGCAACUGCCAGCAGUACGAGUCGCACUUGGUUUCAACCCGUGGUAGAUCCCGACGGGGUGGUCUUGCUGCCUCUCCGCAACCUCGUUCCACGAACUUGCAGUAGUUCAUCAUUUCCCAUCUGGAGACAGAUGUGCACGAAUUUAGGCUGGUGGAUUGAAAAUUCCUUGGAGCUUGCGCAAAUUCUGGCGGAAGUGCCGCUCUCUGCUCGAAUCAUGCUCAAGAUCCGCGCAAUCAAAAAGAGGCUCCGACUCUUGGACCGUCGAGCGUCAUUAGGGCUAGCACGUAGCCACCACGAAGACGUUUGCAGAUGGAAGAAGAAAAAGCAUUCAGGGCAUCCGGAGGCGUGGACACAUCAUAAGAAAAUGCCCUCUAUCUUCAGGGCAUUGAGGUCUUGCGUGGAGUCCUGCGGUUCAUCCUUGUCGGGCUCAGACGUUGACGCUAUGUACAUAACAUCCCCAAACGUCACACUCAAGAAAUAGGAGAAUGAGCUAUGUAGCUUCCCCAGAUACUGACAUGUCAGAUACUGGUAAAUAUCUUUAUCAUUGAUUCACGACUCUACUUUCAGUAAUAGGAUUGAUGCUUAUUUGCAAAUCAUGUAAUGUCAUCGUGAACUUUAGCAAUAUGGUGACAAAUAUCUUAUUCCUAAACUUAUUUAUGAUCUCCUCUGGUGCAUGCGAGCAUUCGAUCUGUUUUCAUUUGUAUUUUUCUUUUAAUUAUGUAAUCGUUAGCCCGGAUUUACCAACACAAUUUUGAAAUGAAAACCGGGUUAUAUCUAACGCUGAACAUCAUCGCUCAUCGCCGUGUUGAAAACCUCAAUCGAUUCAAAGAAUAGCAAUAUCCAUGUCCAUACUUUCAUUACUAUUCAGUGUCAGUCGCUCGACUGUCGCUUUUCUGCUUUUGCUUUCCAAACGUGGUUGUUGCGAUAAGUAACAAGUCAAUAAUAUUCAAGAAAAUGGAAUCUAUUUGAUAGAUGCACUCAUUGAGACAAACUAAAUGAACUAUCCUCUGGGUCUGAAAAAUAUGAAUUCCAGUGAUAAACUCUUUUUGUUUCUGCUAAGAGAAAGUAAUGUACGGAUGUCCUUUCUAGUAUGGUAGAACUUUUUUUGCUAAUUCGUGAUUUCAAUGUCUACUUCAUUCACGACAGAUUUUAUUCAAGAUUAUUCUAGAUCAAAGGACAUCAACUAGUUCUAGUAGGGGAGAGUACAAGGUUUUUUUCGUCGAUUUAUGAAAAAUUAAUAACGACAAAAUCGCG